AUGACGGGCCGAUCGAAGAGUGGUCGUCCCCGCCGAGUGCGGUAUGAGGGUCUAUUCAGUGUCCACGACGAGCUAAGGGGUCCGAGCCGCAGUAGCCGGCCGCUAGGUCGCGUGUCGGGCGGCGCAAGGCCGGGGAAACGCCGUGGAAAUCGACUCCGCGGACUGGUUUGGCGAGCUAAACAAACCAGGGCUGUCGAAGGCAAGCUAAUUUUUUGCAUGCCGCGGAUAGCGCUCGAAACCGGUUCGAUGGUGGCACCAAGUUGGUCGAUCAACUGCGAGACGGAAUCGAACGGG
Molecule: messenger RNA, 294 nt
Organism: Iphiclides podalirius (scarce swallowtail)
Lineage: Eukaryota; Metazoa; Arthropoda; Insecta; Lepidoptera; Papilionidae
Source: the annotation of a GenBank genome assembly